AAUUCGGCUAGAGAUAUCGAAAUCUUUCUCUAAAAGAAAAUGUUAGAAUACGCAAGAAAUGGGUUUAUUAUAUCAAAGGGCUCAUAAGCAAUUGGGCAGAGGAUCCGUCUGAGGGCCCAACGCACCCGACAUGACCGCUUCGGGAGCGUCCUAAAACCCUAAACCCUUUCUCCAUUGCUCCCAUUCCCUCUCCGAUCACCUCAUGAUCGUAAUCUUCUUAUUCCAGUCCUUUCGAAUCCUGAUUUCCUCUCCGUGGGCUUCUUCUCUCCGGCUGUAAGGCAUAAUAUUAACUGAUUCCGUGUUUUGUUUUUUCCCCCCCAAGACAGAUCAGUGCCCGUGAACUUGUCGGCGAAGAGAAAUGUUCCCUCUUUCCAAGGUGUUGCGGAGAAGCCAAAGGCUCCCUUUAUGUGCUUCUAACGCCGUGUGUGCUAAACUAGAGACGUCGCUGAGAAGGAGCGCUGUUCUUGAAUCACCUUCUGUAGUAUCUGAUAAAUCCCAAGAUUUUGAGAGAUUUUACCAUGUCUCUUCGGAUUUCUCUGCAAGUAGACGUGCAUUUUCCUCGAAAACUGGUGCUACAAGUGUUGGGGAAGAAGAUGACCUUGAAGACGGGUUUUCAGAGCUCGAGAGUGCAAAGUCUCCCCAAGAGACUAGCAGUGAAAGUGACGUUGAAGAUGACUUAACUUCUGAGGAGCUCUCAGGGAAUGAAGAUGACGUCAAAGGAACCGAUGAUGGUACAGGAAGAGCGACAGGGAAGAGAUCCGAGCUGUUCUGGGCCAUUAUCUCUGCACCAGGUCUAUCUGUAGGGAGUGCCCUUGAUAAAUGGUUGGAAGAAGGGAAAGUGAUAAACCAAGCCGAGAUCGCAAUUGUGAUGACCGAACUGCGUAGACGCCGGAUGUAUGGGAGAGCAUUGCAGAUGUUAGAGUGGUUGGAAGCGAAUAAGCAAAUCGAACUUGAAGAGAGAGACUAUGUUUCUCGGCUUGAUUUGAUAGCCAAGAUAUAUGGCCUGCACAAGGCGGAAGCUUAUCUCGAGAAGGUCCCAAAGUCUUUCCGAGGGGAAGUGAUAUACCGGACCCUUCUGGCAAAUUGCGCGGCCUCAUGCAAUGUGAAGAAAGCGCAGGAGGUUUUCAACAAAAUGAAGGACUUAGGGUUCCCUCUGACUGCAUUUGCGUGUGAUCAGUUGCUUCUUCUGUACAAGAGAGUUGACAAGAAGAAACUCGCUGAUGUGCUAUUACUAAUGGAGAAAGAAAACGUCAAGCCUAGUCGCCUCACGUACAAGAUUCUGAUUGAGGCCAAGGGGUCAUCAAAUGACAUAACCGGGAUGGAGCAAAUUGUGGAGGCAAUGAAGGCUGAAGGUGUUGAACCAGACCUUCACACACAGUCCACCAUAGCUAAGCAAUAUGCAACUGCAGGGCUUGUAGAGAAGGCCGAGAAAGUCCUGAAAGAGAUGGAAGGUGAAAGUUUGAAGUCGAAGCGCUGGGCAUGCAAGGCUAUGCUCCCUGUCUAUGCAUCUAUCGGGAGAGCGGAUGAUGUGGAAAGAAUCUGGAAGAUCUACGAUGAAAACCCUCGAAUGGAAGACUGCAUAGCUGCAGUUGAGGCUUUUGGAAAGCUCAAGAAAAUCAAAGAAGCCGAGGAGAUUUUCGAGAAGGCACUGAAACUGAGAUACAAAGUUCCUUCGAGGGUCUUCUGGGCUCUCCUGAGUGUAUACGUGGAUCACAAGAUGCUCUCAAAGGGUAAGGAUCUCGUCAAACGAAUGGCGGACACCGGUUGCACCGUCGGAGGUUUGACAUGGGAUGCACUUGUCCGGCUCUACGUGGAAGCAGGGGAAGUGGAGAAGGCCGACUCUUUAUUGAACAAGGCGGCGAAGCAGAGACAGAUGAAACCUAUGAUGAGUUCCUUCAUGUACAUCAUGGACGAGUACUCGAAAAGGGGCGAUAUCCACAACGCAGAGAAGAUCUUCCUAAGGAUGAGGCAGUCCGGGUAUGUAUCGAAGUUCAGGCAGUUCCAAUCCCUCCUACAGGCUUAUGUAAAUGCCAAGAACCCGGCUUACGGAAUGAGAGAGAGAAUGAUGGCAGACAACAUCUACCCGAACAGAACUAUGGCUGCACUGUUGGCUCAGGCCGAUCCGUUCAACAAGAGGGCUGUCUCAGAUCUUCUUGAUUGAGUUCUUCUGCUUUAUAUAUUUAUCCUUCUAAAACAUUCUUCUUACUCUCGCUGAACGCCUCUGUACUGAAGAUGUAGGCCUAAACACGGUUUGUUUAGUUACCGGUUGUCUGAAAUUACCACUUGGGUGGUUUUGGUUU
Messenger RNA from Tarenaya hassleriana, 2300 nucleotides. RefSeq names its product pentatricopeptide repeat-containing protein At1g80270, mitochondrial-like. Bases 359 to 2161 code for a protein of 600 amino acids. The record is from RefSeq and is a predicted model, not a curated record. Gene Ontology annotation, cellular component: mitochondrion. The transcript is spliced from 3 exons. NCBI's taxonomy places the organism in Eukaryota, Viridiplantae, Streptophyta, Magnoliopsida, Brassicales, Cleomaceae. Gene Ontology annotation, molecular function: protein binding.